AUUUUUUUAGUCGCACUUCCUCCUUCCAUUGACCUACAUCCCUAUUCACUACAAGGGAAGUCCGAAUGACAAUGGACGAGGAUUACCUUUCCAUUCAGCUCCGGAAUUAUGGAACGAGCGAUCUAUCGUCACUUCGGAAACAAUUUACCAAAGCGAGUAGAAUCGAAAUUGAUUGUGAUCAAUGUGAAGGGGAAAUAAACUACGAUAACUUGAGUUCGCUGCUUCAAAGCCACAGUAUCAAACUUAAUUAUAUUCAGUUGACAAAUCUCGACAAGAAGUUUCAAUUAGAGUCUCUAGGGCAUUUGCCACUUUUCGUGCAGCAAAUUCACUGCUACAUGAGGGAAUCGGAGGAGUCGGGGGAUGGUGAGACCGGAGGCCGUAAAUUUCCAAAUUUGUUCGAAUUCCAACGCCUGCGAGCGUUCACCCUCAGUGGUUUCAAUUUGAGGGAGACCAGCUUAGAAGGAAUUGAAGAAUUACAGCAUCUACUCUUCCUGGAUCUAACUGAGUCCUCAGUACCUGCAGGGGAGCUCGAGAGACUCCAAGCAUUAACGAAGUUGAAACAUCUUUAUCUGUCCUCCUGUCAACUCACUGACAAGCAACUCAUAGGUCUUCUAUCGACGAAUAAAAAUAUUCAGGCAUUGGACAUCAAUUCAAAUCCUGAAAUCACAGAUCGUUCGAUGGAGCAAUGCUGUACCCUCCCCGAUGUGCGUAUCCUCAACGUGAUGAACCUACCACUUAUCACCGAUUACUACCUGGAGGAAUUGCGCAGUCUCACAGCUCUUAAUUGCCAAAACUGCCCCCUGGUCUCAGAGCCUGGCUUGAUAAAACUCCUUACUUUAGCUGAGAAUAUCAGAUAUCUCGACGUGAAAAAAUGUAGAGUCUCCAAUGAACUGUUGGAAGCAGCUCUAGAAGUAGUUAAGUCUCGAAGCACUAAGAAAUCGUUAGAAAUUUCUAUAGAUCGACCUCUGAAGAACAAAUGGGAGAGCUUGAAAUGCUCCUCUCCGUUAUUAAAAAUUACAGAUGGAACCGAGGAUGAUAAAUAAAAAAAUUAAUAUAUUACUAUGACAAAA
Molecule: messenger RNA, 1070 nt
Organism: Diachasmimorpha longicaudata
Lineage: Eukaryota; Metazoa; Arthropoda; Insecta; Hymenoptera; Braconidae
Exons: 3
Coding region: 66-1043 (325 amino acids)
Molecular function (GO): protein binding
Source: RefSeq, a predicted model, not a curated record